Drosophila eugracilis is the source of this 1478-nucleotide messenger RNA. RefSeq lists its product as uncharacterized. The transcript has a single exon. The coding region runs from base 13 to 1422 and encodes 469 amino acids. NCBI's taxonomy places the organism in Eukaryota, Metazoa, Arthropoda, Insecta, Diptera, Drosophilidae. The record is from RefSeq and is a predicted model, not a curated record.
CUCAUCCCUAAUAUGAGCAAAAAUCUCAUAAGAAUGGACGCGGAAUUAGAAUUAAUCAAUUGCAAUUUAAACAAGGCCCUGGUCAAGUUGAAAAGCAGCAAAAGCGAUGAUCUGCAAUGUCGCAAGGAGAAGAUGGCCCGGCUGAUUCGCUUGCAUUUACAGCAUGUCCAAACCACGGUGGUUACCCACAGACGGAGGUCACAGCAGAGGGCCAGGCGGCGCUUUAAGAUGCUGCGCUCCUUUUUCAUGCGACAGAUGAUGGAGAUGCAUUCGAACUAUCUGCAGAUGUACGCUAUGCUGCGCCUGAAGCAUUCCAACAACGAACAAAUGGACUCCGAGGCUAGCGAUGAAGAGGUAGAACACAAAGAGGAAUCUGACAAGCAGGCAGACAUUCCCAGUUUCGAUUCCCAUUUCUUUGAGCAUGUGAUACCAGAGUUAAGCGAGGAGGAGUUCCUUAACACACUUCACGUGACCCGGGAAACCUUCGAGACCCUGUGCAAGCAGUUGGCUCCCACUCUCCGGACUGCGGAUGAACUGGCUAGACGAUUGCCUGCCAUUUCGCCCGAAAAGUGCGUGGCUUUGGCCUUGUUCUUCCUGGCCAGCGGUGAGCGGCUAUCCUUGAUUGCCGAGCGGUUUUCGCUACCCCGUCCAAGGACCAUUAAGUGCCUCAAGGUCUUCUGCAACUCCGUAAUGUCUACAUUGGGCCGAGCGCUUCGCCAGUUGCCGCAGCACCCAGUGGACUGCAACAAUGUGGCAGAAGGCUUUCAUCGCGACAGCAACAUGCCCGCCGCCCUUGUCGGCGUUCUGGGCGUUUGCUCCAUUCCCAUCAGGGCCAAUGGCGAUGCCAAGCACUCGGUGUUGCGCAUGGAGUAUCUGCUAGACGAUCGGAUGCUCUUCCGGGAACUGCAAUUGGGAUGUGGCUUGCGGUCUGCACUGGUUCCCAUGUUUUCAAACACACCCAAUACUCUCUCCUCCCUGCCGAAGUUCCGCAUAAAUACCCGCCAGAUUCCGGCUUUUGUUUUGGCUCCGCUAUACCAAAAUUAUCCUCUACGUCCUUGGCUACUGCAGCGCUAUGCCGAUCCGAUUGCCCCGCAUGAACACGACUUCAACGAGGUAGCCGAGCAUCUACAGGAGUCGAGUGACUGCGCCCUACAUCGACUCAUGUCGCGUUGGAGUUUUCUUAGCCAGCCGUUAGACAUUAGCUUUCACACUGCUUCCUGUAUCAUCACGGCAGCCGCCGUGCUGCAUAAUUUACUAGAGGAACUUAGCGAACCUCACAUGCUGGAGUGGGGAAAUUCAGUGGAUGUGUCCAAGUUCCGGGCAGAGCCGCUAACAGAUACAAAUAACAAGGACGCAGAUUCACGUGCUGCACUAGAAGUGCGAGAUUUUCUAGCCAGAACUAUAAGCUCAACUGAAAUCUAAAUAAUUUCAAUUAUAAAUACAAAUUUAGUUACAUUAUAAAAAUGUAAGGUCUCAUU